AUGUCGGCGCAGAAGUCUCCCGCUAUAUCCCCCGUCGAGCCCAUCCCCGCACGACCCUCGACGAAGCAGACAAAAGUCAUGGCGUGCAUAUUUUGCCAGCAGCGUAAGAUCCGGUGUGACCGGGAAUUUCCCUGUGUCAACUGUAUGAGGGCUUGGGUUCCUUGUGUUCCCGCUGCUGGUCCCCGCCCGCGACGACGUCGGUUCCCUGAACGUGAGCUGCUAGAGCGUGUACGGCGGUAUGAAGCUCUCCUUCGGGAGCAUCACAUCCCGUUCGAUCCACUACAUCCAUCAAGCGUGGAGGUUCCAUCCCCGGGCACCAAUGAGAAAGAUUCCGAUGUGGUGGCCGAGACAACCUCAGGUUCCCCUGGGACGGCACCCCAUCGAUCUCCCAGUGAGAGAUCCAGUGUCAAGGGGGAGACGACAUCGUAUGAGGCGAAGAACUUCUGGCACUUGAUGAAUCAUAUGACACUUGAAAACGAGGGCGAGGAUAACAACGGGGAAGGAUAUAAAAGCAGUUUCUCGCAUGAUGAUGUCCGUGAAACAGCUGUCAAGAAAGCAUGGGACGCAGUCUAUCCGGGCAGCAACCACAAUAUCCUCUUUGGGUCUGCCAAGGCCAAUCUCAAUAUUUCAGCUCUGCACCCGAGCCAACUUCACAUUGUGAAGGUCUGGCAAAUCUACUUGGACAAUGUCAAUCCACUCUUAAAGGUGACACACACCCCUACACUACAGCCAUCCUUGAUUGAUGCGGCCGGGGAUGUCACAAACAUCAGUCCCACGUUGGAGGCCCUGAUGUUCAGUAUCUAUUCAGUCUCUAUCCUCAGUCUAAGUGACAAGGAGUGCUUCACGACGUUCAAGGCACGGAAGGAAGAUCUUUUAAGAGGAUAUCAAUUUGGAUGCGAACAGGCUCUAUUGAACUGUAGAGUGUUGCAGACCGGGAGUCGGGAGUGUCUCACAGCCUUAUUCCUCUAUCUGGUUUCUGUCCGACCAGUUAUGGACCCUCGGUCUCUUUAUUCCAUGCUUGGCUCUGCUAUCCGCAUUGCACAACGUAUGGGGCUUGAUAACAAGGCGAUGUAUGCUCAAUGCUCUGCUCUGGAAGGGGAGAUGCGUCGAAGGCUCUGGUGGUCAAUAGUCAUUUUCGAUAAUCGCAUCUGUGAAAUGUCCCAUCACAAAACUACUAUGUUAAUUCCGACGUGGGAUUGUCUUCUUCCUUUGAAUGUCAAUGACUUUGACAUACAGCCAGGGAUGAAGGAUCUACCUCCAAGUCAUGAUAAACCCACAGAGGCAGUCUUUGCCGCUGUACGCAGUGAGAUGGCGCAGUUCAUUCGCUAUAGUGCCUUCCAUCUGGAUUUUACAAGCCCGUCUCUCAAAAGGCUUACGCAGUCCAGCACCGGCGCGGAUAUUCACCAACUGGAACGAUUCGAAAAUGACCUUGAGGAUAAAUACCUCGCGUUCUGCAAUCCUGACAACCCCUUGCAUUUCAUGACACUUUGGACAGCAAGAGGCCAGCUGACCAAGAACCGCCUGAUGGAGCACUAUUCACGAUAUGCUUCGGUCCAGCAGACAGACGCCCAGCGGAACAGCGCCCUUGGCUUCGCGUUGCAGAUCUUGGAAUGUGACACCAAGAUCAUGACCUCCCCGCUUACCCAGAGGUACCUCUGGCUAGCUCAAUUCCACCUCCCCUUCCCCGCCUACCUCCAUAUCCUCACGGACCUGAAAAAGCGCCCGAUAACCAGUCUCGCAGAAAAGGUGUGGACAAUCAUGAGUGAUAACUAUGAGGCUCGGUUUGCUAAUAAACUGAGCAACCCCGAUCCGUUCUUCGACUUCCUUUGCACCCUCGCCCUGCAGGCCUGGGAAGCAUGCGAGGCAGUAGCAAUGCCUGUGCCAGGGUCCCGACCCCUUCAUGGACCACCAAUGACGAUCCCGCGGAUAGUCGCAGAUAUCAAGCAGACGAUGCCGCAAUUUGCGCCAUCCGAUGCCCUCCAGCGUGACUAUCCCUUGAAUCUGGCCAUUGAUGACUUUUUCAUGUCCAUGCCCAUGGACUCCGUCGGUCCGGAACUUGGCUACGGACUGGAAGGGCAGGGUCUGCCAGAGGGCGACUUUUUUCAGCCAACAGUAGACGCGAGGAUCAAUCAGGCCGAUUGGACGAUGAGUUGGUAUCCGAGAGACGGUCGGAACUUGUGA
This is a messenger RNA of Aspergillus clavatus NRRL 1, 2181 nucleotides long. RefSeq names its product transcription factor domain protein. Gene Ontology annotation, biological process: DNA-templated transcription; regulation of DNA-templated transcription. Gene Ontology annotation, molecular function: zinc ion binding; DNA binding; DNA-binding transcription factor activity, RNA polymerase II-specific. The coding region runs from base 1 to 2181 and encodes 726 amino acids. The record is from RefSeq and is a predicted model, not a curated record. Lineage: Eukaryota; Fungi; Ascomycota; Eurotiomycetes; Eurotiales; Aspergillaceae. The transcript has 4 exons.